AUGUUCAAGUUUGUAACAGUCGUCGCAUUCCUCGCCGUGGCCGCUGCGUCACCCGACCCGGCCCUCAUCACUACUACUUCUUUGGCUUACUCGAACGGAUUCGUUCCUGGCAUCUCGACCUACAGCGCAUCUGGCGACUACUACAACCCUUCUUCUGUGGUCUACUCGUCCCCCGCUUUGGCCUACUCUGGUAACUACGGCUACCCGCACUUUAUCAAGAAACGGUCUGUACCUCUGGUCAGUAGCUACAUCGCAUCAGCUCCCUGGUCCUACGGCGCUGCACCUCUGGGUACCACCUACGGCAGCCCCUACGCCACCGCCUACAACACUCCCCUACUGCACUCUAGCCAAGUGUACGCCACUCACUUAAUCAAGAAGCGUUCCGCCCCCCUGAUCGUGCCCUCAGCCUCCUACAUCGCAUCAGGAGCCUACCCAGCCUACUCCGCAUACUCUGCUGCUGCUCCUAUCUACUCUUCUCCCUACUACUCCUCUCCUCUCAUCUCAGGAUCUCCCUUAGCCUACACUCAAUUCAUCAAGAAGUAA
This is a messenger RNA of Pieris macdunnoughi, 543 nucleotides long. The record is from the annotation of a GenBank genome assembly. NCBI's taxonomy places the organism in Eukaryota, Metazoa, Arthropoda, Insecta, Lepidoptera, Pieridae.